Haplochromis burtoni (Burton's mouthbrooder) is the source of this 3121-nucleotide messenger RNA. RefSeq lists its product as uncharacterized. Gene Ontology annotation, molecular function: nucleic acid binding. Gene Ontology annotation, biological process: DNA integration. The record is from RefSeq and is a predicted model, not a curated record. NCBI's taxonomy places the organism in Eukaryota, Metazoa, Chordata, Actinopteri, Cichliformes, Cichlidae.
AUGCCUCGGUUACAGCCCACAAAGACUGUACUCAUAGCUUUUGGUGGAGCCCGCAUACGUGCAGAUGGUGUGGUGUCUCUUGAGUGUGAAGCACGGAAGCACAAGGCUGUGUUUGACUUUCUUGUAUCAGGCCAUGCAGAUAAACCAAUCCUAAGUGGACAAGCUUGUGAAGAGCUGCAUCUGGUGAAACGAGUUGAGACCCUUCCCAUAACAUCCACUAAAACGAAACUAGCCAAACCACCUUCUACCAGAGAAGAGCUUGUGGAGAUGUAUGCUGAUGUGUUCACAGGCUUAGGUGAGUUCCCUGGAGUUCACCACAUACACACUGACCCAAACGUAACACCUGUGAUUCAUGCAUGCAGGAACGUGCCUCUCUCCAUAAUGGACCCGCUGAAGAAGACGCUACAGGACUUACAAAACAGAGAUGUCAUAACACCUGUCAAUGAGCCUACAGAUUGGGUCAACAGUCUUGUCGCCACACAGAAGAAGAACGGAACACUAAGGGUGUGUUUGGACCCUUGUGAUCUGAACCAAGCAGUUAAACGCCAGCACUACUCCAUUCCCACACACGAGGACGUUCGCAGCAAGCUAGCAGGAAAAUCCAUCUUCACCAUAUUGGAUGAAAAAGAUGGAUACUGGCAGAUCAAGCUGGACGAGCCGUCAUCAAAGCUCUGUACCUUCAAUACACCUUGGGGCCGAUAUCGCUUCCUCCGACUCCCAUUCGGGAUCAAAUCAGCCAGCGAGGUCUUUCAACAAAAGAAUUGUGAGACUUUCGGCAACAUUCCUGGUGUAUUUAUCAUUGCAGAUGAUAUGAUAAUUGCAGCUACAUCAGAGCACGAACACGAUGAAAUCCUGCAGAAGGUCAUGGAGAAAGCAAGAGCAGCUAACGUGAAGUUUAACAAGGACAAAAUUCAGUUCAAAGUUGACACAGUGAAAUACAUGGGCCAUAUCAUCACAGCAGCAGGGCAGAAAGCAGAUGUUUCAAAGAUCAAAGCUAUUGUCGACAUGCCGACUCCAGAAGACAAACAAAGCCUUCAGCGUCUGCUGGGAAUGACGAAGUUUUUGGCACAGUACAUCCAAAAUGAAGCAUCGCUCACAGCACCUUUGAGACAGCUACUCAAGAAGGACACAGUGUGGCAGUGGCAGCCACAUCACACAGUAGCGUUACAGACGCUCAAGUCGACGCUCACACAAGCGCCAGUGUUGAGAUUUUAUGACCACAAGAAACCACUAACACUGCAGGCCGAUUCUUCAAAAGAUGGGCUGGGCGCAUGCCUAUUACAAGAAGGGCAACCUGUGUGUUACGCGUCACGAGCACUCACAGACACAGAAAAAAGGUAUGCACAAAUAGAAAAAGAGUUGCUAGCCAUUGUGUUUGCCGCUAAACGAUUCCACCAGUAUGUCUAUGGAAGACCAGUGACAGUGCAAUCUGAUCAUAAACCCCUGGAGGCGAUAGUGCGCAAACCGCUAAGCAAGGCACCAGCAAGGCUACAAGGAAUGCUGCUGCAACUACAGAGAUAUGAUCUCACCAUCACGUACACCCCCGGCAAAGACAUGUUCAUAGCCGACGCACUCUCACGUGCCACAACUACCAGUGACGACGGAAACGUGAGUGAAAACGCAAAUGAUGAAAGAGUUGUGUAUGCUCUGGAGGCCACAGCAGCAUUGAGCGAGAAAACACUGUGUGACCUGAAAAAAGCAGUGGCAGCAGACAGCGUACUACAAGCCGUGCGCGAAAGACACUUCAACGGAUGGCCGCCCAGAAGGAAGAGUUUAGACAAAACACUCCACAGCUACUGGCCUAUGAGACACGAUAUCAGUUUCCACGAUGACAUUAUUAUGAUCGGGGACAAGAUCGUAAUACCCCAAAGCUUCAGGCGUGUGAUCCUGGAGAAGCUGCACCUUGCCCACCAAGGCGUGCAGCGCACAAAAGCCAAAGCAAGAAGAGUGCUGUACUGGCCUGGCAUGUCACGCGACAUAGAGACUAUGCUUGAAAAGUGUGAACAAUGCCAGCAAAUGCAGCCAAAGAACCAGGCUGAGCCGCUUAUUCCACAUCAGAUUCCAGAGCUGCCAUGGAUGAAAAUCGGAGCAGACAUCUUCGAACUGAACGGUCAGCCAUAUCUUUUGUUAGUUGACUAUUUAUCAAAAUAUCCAGAAGUUCUUAACUUACCUGACAAAACGGCACACUCUGUGAUUCAGAAGAUGAAAUCAGUCUUCGCAAGACACGGAAUUCCCAAAGAGAUAGUGAGCGAUCAUGUUCCAUUCGCCAGCCACGAGAUGAGAUCGUUUGCAGCAUCCUGGGAGAUAAAGCUAACUUUCUCCAGUCCCGGCUUUCCUUCUUCGAAUGGCAUGGCGGAGCGAGCCAUAAAGACUGUCAAACAUGCACUUAAGAAAGCCGCACGGACUGGAACAGACCCACAUCUAGUGCUGUUGUCUUUGAGGAACACUCCAGUCACAGGACUUAGUGUGUCACCUGCACAAAUGUUGAUGGGACGGGUUCUCCGCAGCACCCUGCCAUGCACCAGUGCUGUGUUGAGGCAGUCAACCCCACAGAACAUUCACGACAAAGUGCGCAGGUUGCAAUCAAAGCGGAAACGCCACUAUGAUCAGCACGCAAGACCAUUGCCUGUUCUGACCCCAGGCGAGACUGUGCACAUGCAAACAAGGCGCGGUUGGGAGCCAGCUGUUGUAACUCAUCGGCGAGAGGAACCACGCUCCUACACUGUGCAAACACCAGAUAGUAAAGUGCUCAGGAGGAACAGGAGACAUCUGAGGAAAAUACACCCAAGUCUGUUCAAGGACACACCCAUGGACCCAGAUGAACUGUCCGUUCACACCCAAGAGCCAGUGGAGCCACCAGCAAAUGACACCCCACAAAACUCUAGUCCUGCAAGUAUGGACAACACACCCACAUGUUACACACGCAGUGGCCGAGCAAUAAUACGCCCUGCCAGGUAUAGAGACUAAGUGAUUGGGAAACUUAAAGUCACUCUGUCCUGUACCUGAGUUGUUCUGUACAAGCUAGAUAACUGUCUUGUUGGAAAAGAGAGAAAAUAUGUCAUGUUUCAUAUAUUCAUUUUGACAUGUCUUAUCGAAUCUGUCAUGUGUUCAUCUGUUUCAA